UCUGCCAUCCAGCGUAUCGUUCCCCUGCUUGACCGCGUCCUCAUCCAGCGUGUCAAGGCCGAGACCAAGACCGCCAGCGGCAUCCUCCUCCCUGAGAAGGCCGUUGAGAAGCUGAACGAGGGCGUCGUCGUCUCCGUCGGCCCUGGCCUCGUCACCAAGGAGGGCAACAGCAUCCCCACCGGUCUGACCGAGGGCGAUCGCGUUCUGCUCCCCUCGUACGGCGGCAGCCCCAUCAAGCUCGACUCCUUCAAGGACAAGGAGUUCCUGCUGUACCGCGCCGAGGAGAUCCUGGCCAAGCUCGAGUAA
This is a messenger RNA of Kickxella alabastrina, 306 nucleotides long. Its product is annotated as chaperonin 10. NCBI's taxonomy places the organism in Eukaryota, Fungi, Kickxellomycota, Kickxellomycetes, Kickxellales, Kickxellaceae. The annotation marks the transcript as partial. The record is from RefSeq and is a predicted model, not a curated record. Gene Ontology annotation, cellular component: mitochondrial matrix. Gene Ontology annotation, molecular function: ATP binding; protein-folding chaperone binding; protein folding chaperone. The transcript is spliced from 2 exons.